Messenger RNA from Lindgomyces ingoldianus, 1152 nucleotides. RefSeq names its product glycoside hydrolase. Gene Ontology annotation, biological process: carbohydrate metabolic process. Bases 1 to 1152 code for a protein of 383 amino acids. The transcript has a single exon. Gene Ontology annotation, molecular function: hydrolase activity, hydrolyzing O-glycosyl compounds. Lineage: Eukaryota; Fungi; Ascomycota; Dothideomycetes; Pleosporales; Lindgomycetaceae. The record is from RefSeq and is a predicted model, not a curated record.
AUGGGCUGGAGCUCUUGGAAUAACUUCGGCCCCGACAUCAGCGAAACGCUAAUCCGUGAAACUAUCGAUGCCAUGGAAAAGAACGGACUAAAAGAUGCAGGGUUCGUUUACGUCAACUUGGACGACGGAUGGCAGCGCUACAAAGGACUGCGGUCGGAACAUCCUCUGGAAGUCGACCCAGUGAAAUUCCCCAACGGCAUCAAACCUCUGGCAGACUAUGCACACUCUAAGGGCUUCAAGUUGGGCAUGUAUAGUGGACCUGGUGACACUACAUGUGCAGGAUACACGGGUUCAGAAGGCCAUGCGGAAGAAGAUGCAAAGAUGUUUGCAUCGUGGGGAAUUGACCACCUCAAAUACGACGCCUGUUGCUCGCACCACGAUGAGCCACAAGAAGUCGUGCAGCAAGUCAUGCUCGACAUGAGCAAAUCCCUCAUCGCGACUAACCGUUCUAUAGUCUUUCACGCAUGUCACUGCGGCUGGGCUAAUACGUGGGAAUGGGCGGCCGAAGAGGGCGCCAAUCAAUGGCGAAUUGGACAGGAUAUCUCUGACGACUUCAACUACCCCGGGUUUCGCGAGAAGUACUAUUUCGACGUACUUGAUAUGUUGGACCGUGGAAACAACAUCACGCAAUAUUCUGGUCCGGGGCAUUGGAAUGAUUAUGAUAUGUUAAUAGUGGGGCUAAAUGGCGAAAGCAAGCAGCUAGUCGGAACCGGCGCUACCAACCUUGAAUACCGCACUCAUUUCAGCAUGUGGUCGAUGGUCAACUCGCCCCUCCUUAUCGGUUCUGAUGUCCGCAAUCUCGACAAAUAUAACCUCGACACCCUCACCAACAAGGAAAUCAUUGCGCUCAACCAAGACGCUCUUGGUCAGCCCGCCACCGUGGUUUACGAAUCCGAAGAUAAAGAUGUCCAGAUUUACGCGAGAGAGCUGUCUGAUGAGACGAUGGCAAUUGCCUUGCUGAAUCGUGGAAGUGAGACCGCGGAUAUUACUGUUAGUAUGAGGAGAGAUUUGACGGUUCCGUGGGACGUGUAUAAGUUGAGAGAUUUGUGGAAAGGGAAGGAUUUGGGGCCGUAUGAUAUUCCGUUUACGGUUGAGGUGAGGCCGCAUGAGGCGAAGAUUUAUAGAGCGACGGCUAUUGUGAAGGGGAACUGA